UACACGCGCCAUCUUGACAACUCCUCCGCCUCUAUCGUUGCCGAAACGAAAGAAACUUCAAAGUAGCUCGACAAGUUUUCUUUUGAGAGUAUACUACAGAGCGGUACUCCUGGCUGGGUUAUGUCAAGUUAAACUUUUAUCUUCAGACGUCACCGGGUGAUACAGCUAGUUUGGGCCUGUCCCGUUAACGUUGGGCUAGUUGGGAGUUAACGUUACGCCAAACAAUGCAUAUGCUAGCGUCAAACGGAUCCAUAAUGGACUUGGACUCGGAUUUGGUGAAAAUUAAAGCACACUACUGUGGGGACAUGUUGAUCACAGACUUGGCAGCCACGGUAACCUUUGUGGAGUUGCGUGAGGAGGUGAGGAUGAUGUGCAGCGUUGCCAAGCAGCAGCCCAUCACACUCAAGUGGAUUGAUGAUGAAGGGGACCCUUGUACUAUCUCGUCUCAGAUGGAGCUAGAGGAGGCAUUUCGUAUUUACAGUCGAACCAAGAAGUCUGGAUUACUGCUGCAUGUGUUCCCCAGUAUCCCGGAGAAGCCUGGCAUGCCCUGCCCUGGAGAGGACAAAUCAAUCUAUCGCCGCGGGGCCAGAAGAUGGAGGAAACUCUACCGAGUCAACGGACACCUCUUUCAGGCCAAGCGCUUUAACAGGAAAGCCUACUGUGGCCACUGUAGUGAAAGGAUAUGGGGGCUGGGCAGGCAGGGCUACAAGUGUAUCAACUGCAAACUGCUGGUCCAUAAGCGCUGUCACCGACUCAUCCCUCAGACCUGCCAAAGGCUUAUGGAUCCAGCCAUGCCAUCACAGGAGCCCCCUUCAGAUGCCAAGAGUGAAGAAGUGGACCUUCCACCAGAUGACACAGAGGACACAGAUGGAAUAUCUUUUUUACCACACAACUGUACAGUGGAUAAAACAGAAGAUGCAGAUAACGAGGACAUCAAAGCAGUAGUGGAUGGCAUCGAUGGCAUUAAGCUCUCCCCGGGCCUGGCUCUCGGGCUGGGUGACUUCGACCUGAUUCGAGUGAUCGGCCGUGGAAGCUACGCCAAAGUCCUGCUGGUUCGGCUAAAGAAAAACAAGCAGGUGUACGCCAUGAAGGUGGUAAAGAAGGAGCUGGUCCACGAUGAUGAGGAUAUUGACUGGGUACAGACAGAGAAGCACGUGUUUGAGCAGGCGUCCACCAAUCCAUUCUUAGUAGGCCUCCACUCCUGUUUCCAGACAGAAAGUCGGUUAUUUCUAGUGAUUGAAUAUGUGAACGGCGGGGACUUGAUGUUUCAUAUGCAACGACAAAGGAAGCUCCCUGAAGAACAUGCAAGAUUUUAUGCUGCUGAAAUCUGUAUUGCUCUGAACUUCCUGCAUGAAAAGGGCAUAAUCUACCGUGACCUGAAGCUGGACAAUGUUCUCUUGGAUCAUGAGGGACACAUCAAGCUCACAGACUACGGCAUGUGCAAGGAGGGGAUCAGACCAGGUGACACCACUAGCACCUUCUGUGGAACACCCAACUACAUUGCACCUGAGAUCCUGAGAGGAGAGGACUAUGGCUUCAGUGUGGACUGGUGGGCUCUGGGUGUGCUGAUGUUUGAGAUGAUGGCUGGGAGGUCCCCAUUUGACAUUAUCACCGACAAUCCUGACAUGAACACAGAGGAGUACCUCUUUCAAGUUAUUCUUGAGAAGCCCAUUCGCAUCCCAAGGUCUCUGUCGGUGAAAGCUGCCAGCGUGCUCAAGGGCUUUCUAAACAAGGAUCCCAAGGAGCGGCUGGGUUGCCAGGUCCAGACGGGCUUCACAGAUAUCAAGUCACACACAUUUUUCCGAAGUAUAGACUGGGACCAGCUGGAGAAAAAAGAGGUAACACCGCCCUUCAAACCUCAAAUCACUGAUGACUACGGCCUCGAAAACUUUGACACGCAGUUUACUAAUGAACCAGUGCAGCUAACACCAGAUGAUGAGGACGUCAUCAAGAGAAUAGACCAGUCAGAGUUUGAAGGAUUUGAAUACAUCAACCCCCUGCUGCUAUCCACAGAAGAGUCUGUAUGAAGGGGAGACCAGCUUCCUCCUUCGCCCACCUACUGUCUGUCCAAGCUGCCGUCUCAGCCAAAAAACACUCGCAAGCCAACUCUGAAAGGCGAGGAGGAGGAGGAAGAGUAAAGGACAACAGGGAGGACGAACUCACCCUCUGGACCUUGUCAACAAGGCGAAGGAAACUGGAGAACGGGAACGUUUCCUUCCUGGUGAUUCCGAUUGUUUUGUUGGGAUACCAACUCUUCUUUUCUUGGUAUCUACAAGGAAAACAAAGACGCUGGACUUCAAGAACAUUCCCUGUUGUUAUGUUGUCUUCCCCUUUUCUUUUUCUUUUUUUUUUCUCCUUCGGCUUCAUUCCUUUCUCCUCUCAGAAUGUCCAUCCUCAUGUUGAAGCACGGCCAGCUUUGUAAUUUAAACAGAGAGCUGUUUCAUUCUGUGCCUGCCAUCAUGAACACAUUUCAUCCUGAGUCACAUCCCUGGAUUAAUAUGACAGUUCUGCUGAAGAACUUGAAAUUUUAACGUGCACUUUUUUUUCUUGUUAAUUUUUUUUUUCUAUCUUGUAGGGGGAGGGCGACGGCUCACACAAAACAAGAAUGUACAAUGGCGAAGGAAAAAAAUAAGUUAUUAUUGUGUAUUAUAAUGUAGGUAGUGAAUCCAGAAUUGACGAUGCCUUUUUAUUGAUGCAAGUGGCACAUUUUCAUCGUAACCACAAAGAUUUCUUUUUGUUAUCUUUUAGGAUUUUCACAAACAACGUGGGGGUGGGGUGGGGGGGGGGAUGACUUUUUAUUUAAGAAGUGCCUCAAAGAUCAUAUUAAUUACCAUGUCUCUGAUUGCACUUAUCUCUUAUUGAGCAUCUCUUCACCUUCAUCUUGGCGUCAGAAGGUAAAGACCAACUGAAACCAUGGAUAGACUAAUCCAUAAUGGGGGUUGGUCCAGACCACUCAAAUUUUUAGUGGAAUCAAUAUUUUUGGAGCAGCCUGCCUCAGUCCUGACACAUGACUGAAUCUUUUUAUUUUUAAUGAAUCAGUUGAAAUAACCACAACAGAUUGUUUAUGACUGGUCUAUAGAUUCACAGCAGUCGCAUCCAAGCAUCCAGCUUGAUGUUUCAAUGGGUUUUUUUUUUCAUGUCACAGAUGGGUGUCGUGAUGCAAGCAGCAGUCCUGUAUUCGUGAUGACACUCAGUAUAAGGGUUUAGGCUAUACAGGCCACAGUAUACUUGCUGCCAAUCACAGUUUGGCAGCUUUAGGAACACAUUAUAUCAGGACUUCAGCUAAAAAACAAAGCAGUGCAUUGGCUUCAGCCUCCACAGUGUGGACAGGCUUGCUGGCCGAGCUCAGAUUCUUCGACACCAGCUGCCACUGCGUGACCAUCUGCAGCCAGUCAAAAAUAUCAUGUGACCGGUUGGUUGUGCUGUCUUGUGGAAAUGUGUCUCCAUUUCCAUUUUGGGCUCAUCGUGUGUUUCCAUCUCCGUAUUAAGGCUCGCUUUACGCAGUGCAACUACAGCUCUGUGCGGCUUAAAGGGACAGUUCACCCCAUAACAAAAAUACAUUAUUUUCCCCCUUUUUUUUAAUCAGUCUAGAUUGUUUCAGUGUGAGUUGCAUAGUGUUGGUGAGAGUGGCCAUAGAGAUGCCUGCCUCCUUUCCAAUACAAUGGAACUAGAUACAGUGUUUCACCCAGAAAUAGAUUCUGUGUGCUGUGGUGGCAGAUGGGGGUAGGGUUUUUUUGGGCCUGUGAACGCAGCACAAGCGGAACUUUUAAUAACUUUUCAAGCUGUUUAAUGAUCAUAUUCAAGACUUCCUUUCGAUCAGUUUGUGGUCGAAUCGAUUAGAGCUGAUCAGUUUAGAUCGAUGGAUAGAGCAGCGGCUGCAGAGGUGAAUGACAGCAAACACAUGUAAACUACAUGGGUAUGCAGACGGUUUCUUCUGAAGUAGUUUGUAAAAACAAUAGGUAACACUAAAACUAUAUAAAUGAACAAACAGUUCAAAAUUAAAAAAUCUAGAUGUGGAAGUGGAUGCUGAUGUCAAAUACAUAAAUGUGUGGGAAACCCUGUAGAUGCCACUCAGCUUGUGGUGCUCAAAGCACCAAAAAAAAUAUGAUAGAUGAGCUAGCAGUAGAUGCAAACUUCUUCUGUGCAGGGAUGCGGUUGGCAGGUAUAGUUCAGUAGAAAAAAAAUAGUUCCAACAUGAAACUGCUCACAACAAGGUCUGUAGAUUAUCUUGAGUUAGCGGGUCAUGAUUUCUGGAAAGAGACAUUGCUGAUGAGUUUUUCAAAUGUAAGUUUUUAGUGCUUUGAGCACCACAAGCUGAGUGCCAUCUAGUUCCAUUAUAUUGGAGAGAAGGCAGACAUCUCUACAGCUGAUAUCUCCUACAACGAGCAACUCACACUGAAACAAUCUAGACUGAUUAGCAGCACCACAGGUAAGAGGAAAAUAUGUUUUUUGGAUUUUGGGGUGACCUGUCCCUCUACGUUGUUACAUUGUUCCUUUGGUUAUAUACAUCCAAUGAAACUACUAAUCUCCUGUUGCAGGAGGACAUCAUUCUAAAAUUAUUAAACAUCUUAAAAUUUAGUUUUAAUAUUGUUUUAUUUCUAAGAGGAUAAAAGGUUUUUAGCGAUCCAUCAGAAAUGCUUCAGGCCAGCAUAUAAUGUAAACACAUUUGCACUGGUGACUGUCGUGUUCAGGCAGAGGACAGCAUUCUGUCAGCAGUGAUGUUGAAUGAGCAUCAAGAAACCAAAAGAUACAAAAUAUAAAACAUUUUUUUUCCUCAAAGCACAGGAUUACAGAGCAGAUAUGCAGUUCAGUUUCACUUAUUAGACAGGAAUCCUAUCAAAGUUUCACUUGAGUCAUACGUGUCAUUUUAUUAUGUUUCAUCACAUGGUGAGUAAUACAGUGAUUCUCUACAUAUGUUAAAGGUAGGGUCUGGAGGAUUUUCCAGUUGCUGUUUGUAAACACACAUUCAAAUUUGGCCCCUCCUAUCAGGUUCAACUCUCCCGGGUGCACGGAGCCCGGAGGUACGGAAGAAGGCUUCACAGAAGAGGUUCAGGCAAGGCUCGCGUUGGUGCACGCUCGGACACGCUCAGGCAUGGCACCUGCGCUCUCUCAUUGGCUGGGGAAAUCUCCGCCCAGAAGCGGUGCGAGCUCACAAAAACAUCAAAAUACAGUUAAAGGGCAGGAGCUCUGCAAACAGAGUCACCACCACACAUGAGUAGAAGCCCAUAGGUGAUGAUUAAGCAGGAUUUCAUUUGUAUAUAUCUAUAUUUUCUUUUGUUUGAAAAUCCUCCACAUCCUACCUUUAAUGCUGGCAUUUGUUUUUUUCUUCACUUCAAAAUGAAGUAGCUGUUCAACAUAGUUCUCUAACAAUAUAACUGAGUUAACUGACAGACAAUAACUGCAAUGUGUGAGGAUGUUUUUAGACAUUUUAAAGGUCCAGUGUGUAGGAUUUAGGGGGAUAUUUUGGCAUAAAUACAAUAAUGAGCAGUUUACAUCUACAUUUGGCCACGGUCCUCUUCCACAGAGUCCUCCAUGUUGUUCUACAGUAGCCCAGAACGAACCAACAAACACUGGCUCUAUGCAGGGCCAUUCAGGUUUCGAGUCAGCCACCGUAGUUCUCCCACACACUUGGCACAUGUGAGGAGUUUCAGUUAAUUGCAACUUCACCACUAGAUUCCACUAAAUCCUACACUAGACAUUUAAUACUUUAAAGGUGCAGUCAGCGAUUCUAAUCCAAUACACUUUUUAUUUAAUUCAGUGAGUGAGUAUCUCCUCAUGGUCCACUAGCUGUGCAUUUUGUGUGUACGCUGAAAAAAAUCCAGUGUUCAUACACAGCCCUGGUUCUCUAAGUUAUUCAGACCUAGCUACACAAGCUAGCACUGUGCCUGUACACAGCACAGGGUAAAGGCCAUGAUGUAUAAGGAGAAAAACAGUGGGAGCAAGGGACGCCAGACAGAGCUUCUGAAGGAGCAUUUAGGAGAGGGGUCUCUCCAGAAUCACCAACUCCACAAUUAAUAACUAAAAAACACUAACACAGGCGUCAUAUGUCGUCAUUAUGGGGAAAAGGGUUAAGGGGACAGAUGUGUGGAUGACAGAUGACUCAGGAGAUGAAUCAAAAUCCCAAUCCCAGGUGUUGAACCACGUCCACUCCCCUGGACUGGCUCUGGAUUUAAAAACUGCUUUAAUAUAUCACCACAUGCAUUGAACUAGUCAGGCAAAUGGCCCCAGGUCCAGGAAAAGAACUGCAGUAACACUCCCCACCAUAUUAUAUGCUCCACAUCCGCCUGGCCACAUGACUUGAUUUCAUACCUGUCAAUGUCUACGAGGACUUGUUAUGUACAGUCUGGAAUGUGUAACUAUGCAGACUGUACACACCAAGAAACAUGUGAACACAUCUGUGUAUGCAGACAGCCAGUGUAGUAUUAACAGAAGCUGAUGUGUAUCAUCUGCUGUCUGUCUUUGUGUUGUGUUAAUGAAGCUCAGUCCUUCUUGAGCCUGUUUAUACCUGGUAUUAAGAUGCAUCUUGGGUCAUCCAGUCUUAGGUGAACAAUGCUAACCACAAGUGUAAAUGACCACCAAGACACUUGGUGAACCAAUUACUCAAACCUUUUGCCGAGGUGGUCUGGGACACAUUUGACCACAUCUUUUGUAAUGUAAAGUCUAAUGUGUCCUGAAGCGUUCCCACUAAGGACUUUGUCAUUGAUGCAGGACGUGCUGGUUGCUGUGACACCAUGCUGACGCUCUUUAACUUGCCCAAUUUACGACAAGUUGGAUGAAGUGUUGUGGGACUGUCCAUCAUUUUGCCCUGUGAAAGCAGGCAUGUUGAACUCUGCUGACAGCAAUAUCUGCAGCUGCACCAACACAAACGCUAACCUGACUAGCGAGCAUGCUAGUGAGAGUGUGGAUGUAAUAACUGUGCACGGGGUCCUGUGUUGUACGCAGUAACAAAAUCUGAACGCAAGUGGUCAGCUGGAGAUGCAUGAUAGACACAGGUGUGAAUGUUGAUGUGUCUCAGCUGUCCACCUGUGUUUGGAUCACUGAAACGCAUGAAUACAGGAAUACCUCACCCACAAAGUGACCAUUUAUAAAUCAAUUAGUCAUCUUUGUUAUUUUUGCAGGCCUCUACUGGAUACGACUGGAUAAAUGAAACUUGGAUUAUACUGAGCAAGUUGUGUGAGACAUUUUAAACGGAUGUUUUGUUAUAGUUUUGCUGCUGCCAGCAAACUUUUGGUCCCCAGUCAAUCAAUAAAUCAAUGUGUUUGCCAUUUUCCUUGGAGGCAUGCAAGAAAAAUGUUUGUUAGGGUUUUUUUCCCCGUAAUUUUCAGGUAACACAACAUCACUUAUUUACAGUUAGGGGUUUUUUUGUGUGUGUGUGAGGUAUUCCUUUAAUACCAGGUGUAAACAGGCAUUUUAAGUGCUGACUGAAAUGCAUCCAUAACAUCAACUAAUGAAAACCUUUUUAAUUAUUUGACCACAAAUAAUUAAAAACUUAAGACAGGUAUUUUUUUUAAGUUUUGAAGAAGUUCUGCUUUAGUAUUGGAGCAUCGUGUUGGCAUCAAUUUUGGAGUUUUUAAAAGAAUACCCGUCCUAAUCAAGAAGUGCUGUGGAUGAGUUUGUAUCCUGCAGCUGACAGCACAACAGUUGCCCAGUGUAAAACCAACCCAACACACGGGGUCAGCUCUCUAACAUCAGUGGUUUGGAGGCUCAGCUCGCCAAGCUGGUAGCUCAUUCCUGCACUGUUAUCAUCCAUCAAAUCCUAAUUUUUAUUUGGGCUGUUUAAGUUCAGACAAGCCUAACUUCAUAUGUUGCCACCUUGCAAUCAACAUAUUUGUAACCAAAUUUUGGAGCCUUGUGCUGUUGAAAGGCUGGGAUAACAUCAAACAUGCACGGCACGUGUGUGAAUAUCAACUACAAGCACAGAUUAAAGUCGGCGACAGAAAGAACUCCUUGCCUCUGAAGUGAGCUUUGUGUUGAUCUCUACGUCUGUGCGCUUCUGGGGAGAGGAAGAGCUCUCUAUUGGCUGAGAUUUAGUUGAUGAAAUCUGACCCGUGGUAAUUUGAUAACCACAUAAUAGGAUUAAUUAGCUGAUCCUGAGUCAAAUGGUCUCAAUUAGCCGUAGGGCCUUUACAGGCAGGGAAGGAAAUAGAUAGAGAGGGGAGAGAUAAUGAAACAGUUCCACAGUCACCGAUUACUCCACCACAAUGAAUACACACACAGGCACACGCACAUACACUUCAAGAAGCUAGAAAUCACUCAACAUUCGAUGAAGCCUCCUCCUCCAACCCCCCAAACUCCAUCUCCUUUACUGCAUUUUAUUAAUGUCAUGUUUUGUUCAUCUAUUUGCACAUCAGGCGAUACGUUGGCGGCAUUGUUUUUUUGUUUUUUUUUUCCUUGAGGGACCAACGGAUGAACUGGGAGUCCUUGAAACCACUUUAGAGAACAGUGAAGGCCACUCAGACAUCUAAAAGACAGAGAAUCUUUAUCUCAAACUAAAUGAACUCGGUCCAUGAUUUUUGUUCUAAAAUAAUGCUGGUUGGAUAUGCUUCAUUUUGCUUCAAUGCAUCUUUGUAAAUAUGUGUAAUUAUUAAAAAUGAUACUGGUUUUCCGUGAACUGAGUCCUUCCUUUUUGC
Molecule: messenger RNA, 8630 nt
Organism: Epinephelus fuscoguttatus (brown-marbled grouper)
Lineage: Eukaryota; Metazoa; Chordata; Actinopteri; Perciformes; Serranidae
Gene: prkcz
Product: protein kinase C, zeta
Exons: 18
Coding region: 225-2027 (600 amino acids)
Biological process (GO): protein phosphorylation
Molecular function (GO): protein binding; protein serine/threonine kinase activity; ATP binding
Source: RefSeq, a predicted model, not a curated record